Molecule: messenger RNA, 3437 nt
Organism: Durio zibethinus
Lineage: Eukaryota; Viridiplantae; Streptophyta; Magnoliopsida; Malvales; Malvaceae
Source: RefSeq, a predicted model, not a curated record
GGAGGCCACGUCACUGAAGUUCACACGUGUCUGUCAUUUGCUGGGCUUCUUUUUCUUCAGAUUCUUCACUCGUCUCGAGUGAGUCGGUCGCAGAGCAAGCCCAACUCGGCCAGCCAUGGUCUCCAAGGCGAGCGACUCUUCCUCUAAAUCCGGAGUUAGAAAUUCUCCUCCUUGGCUUUUUUAUCUUCAAUUUUUUUUUUCCUUUUUGCGCUUUCUUCAUUUGCAUUCAGUCUUUUAAUUUUUUAUUAUCAUCAGAAAUUGGAGACUAGUUGCAUAACUCACCGUCUCAUUUAACAUGGAAUAUAAAUAAAUUUCGGAUCUUUUUUUUACUCAUUUUCUUUAUUUUCCUAUUUUGGUUAUUAGAUUAUAAUUGAUAAGAUAGACUGGAAAUUCCACGGAAUAUGAUUCGCCAAAAUAGUCACCUGGUUUUUGUGGGAACAGAGCUUUCUCCUAAUUCCAUCACCAUUUCACUACAACUUAUGCUCUUUUUGGCUGCUAAUGAAUUUUGCAGAAACAAAAAGGAGAAGAGGAAAAAUCUUUCGGAGUUGAGUUUUUUCAAAUUUCUAUUUUGCUUUAUCAUCAACAAUUUGCUCUUUUUUUUUUUUUUUUUUUUUUUGAUGUGGCAGAAAUCACAUGGAGAAGACUCUGGUGGUGGCGUAGGAAAUUUGACAUUUAAGUUAAAUCAGCUUAAAAGACAAAUUCAAGCGGAGAGAACUGCUUUAAUAAAGGAAAAAGUUGAGAAGAACAGAUUGAAGAUAGAGAGUCAUAUAUCGGAGAUUUUGUCAGCCACAUCAAGUAGGAAUGUUCUGUGCAUGGAGGAGAAUGGAUUUGGUAAAAUGCUUUCUUCAAGAAUCGAAAUUCCUCUCUGUAAGUAUACUGGUUUUGCUCAAGGCUCAGGAGAUAGAGACUAUGCUAAUGGUCAUGAAGUUGUAUCUUCAAUAAGUGCCAAGCUUCCGUAUGUUGAGAAGUUACCACCAUAUACAACAUGGAUAUUUUUGGACAAAAAUCAGCGAAUGGCUGAGGACCAAUCUGUUGUGGGGCGGAGACGUAUAUACUAUGACCAACGUGGCAGUGAAGCCUUGAUCUGUAGUGAUAGUGAGGAGGAUAUUGCAGAGCCUGAGGAAGAAAAACAUGAAUUUUCUGAGGGUGAAGAUCGUAUUUUGUGGACUGUCUCUCAGGAGUAUGGUCUAGGUGAGGAAAUACUGAAUGCUAUCAGCCAGUUUAUUGGAGUCACCGUUUCUGAAAUCCAGGAACGGCAUGGCACACUCGCAGAGAAAUACAGUGACCAAAACAUUAAAGAUUCUGAGGAUUCUGGAUCUGAGAAAGGCAUUUCUUUGGACAAGAGCCUAAGCCUCAGUGCUGCUUUAGAUUCUUUUGAUAAUCUGUUUUGCCGCCGUUGCUUGUUAUUUGACUGCCGUCUUCAUGGCUGUUCUCAAACUUUAAUUAAUCCUAGCGAAAAGCAGCCAUAUUGGUCAGAAUAUGAAGAUGACAGAAAACCUUGUAGUGAUCAAUGUUACCUUCAGUUAAGAGCUCUCCAAGAUGUGCCAGAAGGUUCAGUUAGUAAUGCAUUGCAUGGAGUGAAGACUACAACUUUAGAAGAGAAAGAAGACCAGGCUGCAUCAUCUGAUGCCAAAGAGCCAAAGACUAAUGUUGCUGCAGAUCUCAUGCAAUAUGAAAGAGGCAUCUCUGAAGAAGCGAGGCCUGUUACUUCAGAAGGUAUUUGUAGCUCAGAAGGUGCUGGUGAAGCUCAAAAUUUGGAGAUAUCUUCCAUGCCAAUAGAUAACUGUGAAAGUUCUGGAAAGCGCAAGGCCUCCCAAGAAAGAAAUAGACAAUUAGAUGAUUCAGAACACUGUUCUGAUGGCAGCCAGGAUUCUGGAAGUAAGAAACAAAAGACAGUACUGGCUUUGGGUGUAGCUAUCAAGUCUUCUGAAGCUAUACCAAGUCAGGAUCAGAGUUCCAGGGCUAAAAGUAAUAAAAGUAGGAACCAUCAUGUUGGUACUCUUAAUGAAAAUGAAGCUCAAAUUACAGCCAAAAACACCCAAAAUGAAUCUAGUGAACAGGGAUUAGAAACUUUUGCCUGUCCUGCUAGUGCUUCUGGUGAUAAGACUGAGGAUAACAUAAGCGAGGGAGCCAAAGAUGUUACAGCGGUGCCUGAAUUGAAGUGGUCGUCUUCUGAGUGGAAACCUAUUGAGAGAGAAUUGUACUUGAAGGGAGUGGAGAUAUUUGGGAAAAACAGUUGCCUUAUAGCCAGGAACUUACUUUCUGGUUUGAAGACUUGCAUAGAAGUAUCGAGUUACAUGUGUGAUGCUGGAGCUUCAACACUUCAUAGGUCCAUCGUGACAAGUUCAUUUUUGGAAGAAAAUGGGAAAUCUGAAACAGAUUAUAUGGAGCAAGAGAUGUCAACAAGACCACGAUUGCUUCGUAGAAGGGGUAGAACACGGAAGCUUAAAUAUUCUUGGAAAUCUGCCGGCCAUCCAUCAAUGUGGAAAAGAAUUGCUGAUGGAAAAAAUCAGUCUUGCAAGCAAUAUACUCCGUGUGGAUGCCAAUCAAUGUGUGGAAAGCAAUGCCCUUGUAUGCACAAUGGAACUUGCUGCGAAAAGUACUGUGGAUGCUCGAAGAGUUGCAAGAACCGGUUUAGGGGAUGCCAUUGUGCAAAGAGUCAAUGCAGAAGUCGGCAGUGCCCAUGUUUUGCUGCUGGGCGUGAAUGUGACCCAGAUGUUUGUCGGAAUUGUUGGGUUAGUUGUGGUGGGGGUUCAUUGGGUGAGCCACCAAAACGAGGAGAUGGUCAGUGUGGAAACAUGAGGCUGCUUCUAAGGCAACAGCAGAGAAUCCUCUUGGCAAAGUCUGAUGUUGCUGGAUGGGGAGCCUUUCUGAAAAAUUCCGUCAACAAAAAUGAUUAUCUUGGAGAAUAUACUGGUGAAUUGAUCUCCCACAGAGAAGCAGACAAACGUGGUAAAAUUUAUGAUCGUGCAAAUUCAUCAUUCCUUUUUGACUUGAAUGAUCAGUACGUCCUUGAUGCUUAUCGCAAAGGAGACAAAUUGAAAUUCGCAAACCACUCUUCUAACCCUAAUUGCUAUGCCAAGGUAAUGUUGGUGGCUGGGGAUCAUCGAGUAGGAAUUUUUGCCAAGGAGCGCAUUGAAGCUAGUGAGGAGCUCUUUUAUGAUUAUCGUUAUGGCCCAGAUCAAGCACCUGCAUGGGCUAGGAAACCUGAGGGUUCCAAGAGAGAUGAUACAUCAGUCUCUCAAGGUAGAGCAAAGAAAUACCAGUCUCAUUGAUGCACUUUUGAGUGGUUUAGCAUGUGCAUCUGGUUUUUGUUUCUAUAUUACCUUCAGUUUUUUUCCUAUCUUCACCUUAGGAAAAGGAGUUUCUUCAUAAGCAAGCAUAUAGGAUAAUGCCAUCAUGUGCGUAUAGUUGCAUAAAUGUACUCCCAAAGAUAU